AUGGAGAGCCAUCUGUCCCCCAAGUUCAAAAAGUGGAUGAAAAAGUGCGUAACCGACGAGUUCUCGAGCACGAUAGACGAGAACCUGAACGGCGAGCGAGACCCGUACGACGUGGCCCAGAAGAUCAUAAACUCCCGUGAAAUGACGGAGCUCACGAACGCCAUAAGAACCUCCUUCGUCGAGCAGAUCGGCGAAAGGGUGGCGUCUCGCGCGACGAUGACGACGACGGCAACUCGUUCGAGCUCGGCGGCAAACUCGCGGCCCCAGACCUCGCUGUCCUACGUACUGAGCGAUCUGUCUGAGGACGAUUGGGUGUCGGUGAAAGGUGCCAGCGGCGAUGGCAACGGGACCGACGAGAUCGGCAGAAUCGUCGAGCAGAUCGGCCACGACAAGCCGGACCACGUGAGGCUCGCCGGCUACGAGGCUCUGCUGAAAAACGAGCCGGCCAACGCAGCGGCGAGCAACUCGGGCCCGGCUCUGCUGAAGGCACUGAGGGACGCCCUGAUCGACGGCAGUAGGUCUGUCUUCGAGGCGAGUCUCCUCGUGCACGCCAAACUGCUAAAUUGCCCCCGGUACUUGGACGCCUAUGCUAACCUGCUCAGCGCCUUCGCGGACUUGUACCGGUCGAAGAAGCUGUCCGAUACCCUGCCCACGAUACUCAGUGGUGUCAACUUCAAGGUCUUUCUGCACGAGAAGCUCUUCCGAGUGAUGCGACUGAUCACCGAUCACCACGAGGAGGUGCUGAAGGGCAGCAGGACCACCGAUAAGCUUUCCGAGGACAUGAUCGGCCAGUUCGUCUCGUUGCUGUCGUCUCACACGGCGAUCACGGUCAGCACCGGCUCUGCUUCAAGCCCGAAGAGACCCUUGAGCGCGCUGCAGAUAGUGUCGGUGCUAGAUCCCCGAGCGAGCUGGAGCAAGAAGUGGAUGCACGGGCUGAUCACGCGGAAGGUCCUGUGCUCGGCAAUAACCAAAUCCCCGGGUCUGCUUAAACACGUCGUCGCUAGUGUCAAGAGGGGCUUGGAGAACCCACCAGCCGGCGUGGCGGUCACCAUGUCCGACGAGCCGGCCGGCGUUUUCGUCUCGGGCGAUUCCGUCGAAGCUUUCAGCUUCUUGCACUGCUUGAAUCUGCUCUGCCAACUCUGCGCCACGGCAACCGGGCGAGCUCUGCUCUCGGAAACCAGAACGGAAGAGGAGCUUUCAGCCCCAGACUUCCUGGCCUCCCUGCUUGGCUGCCUCAACGGACUAGCUUUCUCGGACGCGUCCAACGCGCUCUACGAGACGGUGCGCGCCGCGCUCUCGGGUCUACUGAGUAGGCCCGUCGUGCUGUACGACGCCAGGUUUUAUCAGGUGGCUCUGAGCCCGCUCGCGAAGCCAGAGGUGAGACUGUGGCCGCACACCCUCGACGUUCUGAGCCACAUGCUCGACACACCAGACGGACCGAGCUUCAUGAUGAUGACGGCCAGCGAGUGCAGGGCCGGUAGUGCUGCUGUCUCCUCGUCCGCGUCGAUAGCUGAAAGUAGUCUCAAGCAAAGCUCCAAUAGUAAUAAUAAUCCGGUCGUCACGGUGAUCGCCUACGCCGCCAACUUGCUGAGACAGCCGGUGGCAGUGAUGAGCGCCGAGCACGUGACCGACCUGUUCAGGCUGAUUGGCAAGAUUUUCCGGAUGCACGAGAUUUUUCGCGUCACCGAGGAUGUGGUCAGGCAAAGCUUCUAUCCCAGCUUGACCUACAUGUACGGCAAGCUGGACAGGUACUACAUCGAGAACGAGAUCAAGACCCAAUGCCUGGUCAAGGCAGUCAGAGAGAUGAUGAUGAACCUGGUGUCGAUACCUCUGGGCCUCCAGAUGCUCUCGAACGAGCCAUUAAUCUUCGAGGAACUGAUUCGUGGAUCAAUAGCUCCGGUUCGGGCCUCCUGGAGCGCUUACGACGUCAUCGGCUUCGUUGCCAACUCUGGCUUUCUGGCUCGCGGAGCCGAGGUGCUAACCAGCUUGGCACCCCACGUGCUGUCGACACUGCUCGCCGAGUUGGGCAAGAAGCUCGAGGACCCGCGGGAGUUUUACGAUCCCUGGGAGAGCGACGACGUCAAGGUCUUCCUGCACGUGCUGGCCCUCUUCUCGCUGAACGCUCCAUGUUUUUUGGCUUUUAUGAUGAUGGACAGCGAAGACGAGGGUAAAAAGCCAGAGGACGAGAACGAGUACGUGAAAAACCUCCCGGAGCUCUUCCAGCGCUUUGCGGAUUCGGACUCGCCGUACCACUACCUCGGCCUGUCAGCGCUGAAGAUCUUGCUCUGGAACCUGGAUGUCUACCUCUUCCUGGUCAAUCUGUUGGACUUUCAGCAAAAACUCCUCCAGUUCCAAGAGUAUCUAGUCCAGGCGACCGAGGAGGAGCUCAGUUUCGAGGCCCAGCCGAGUUACGUUGUCGACGAGUGCAGCAUGCUGCGCCACUCGAUAAUCGUGAGCACCUACUACGUGCGACACAAGCGAAACGAGUCGUCGACACUGCCGGAGGAGGUGCGCCUGUUCUCCAAACUACCGCCACCCCACCCUCUGGACGGCGACGUCAGACCAAGCGCGUCGAGCGAGAGCGAGCUCGAGGUCUGGUUGAGCGACUGCGGCCCCGUAAUCAGGGACAACAGCUGGAUCCUCGGCACCAGGCGAGCCCACAGAGCCUCACCUGGUUCCCUCGCGAGCCACGUGUUGUUGAAUCUACUGGAUCAGAUGGAAAAGGCUAUUCCUACGGUGGAAUGGGUCGAGGGCUUCAAGUGGGAUCAGGAAUUGAGGUGCAGCGACGAUUACUGGCUACCGGAGGAGAAGUGGGGAAUCGACCUGGUCAUGCAUUACGCUUCGAUUAAUGGACUACUGGAAAAUACGACCAAGUCCAAGGGAGAUUUGAAAAUUUUUAUCCAGUCAGCCCAUUGUUUCAUCAAUUACAGCAAACCUGAACGUUAUGGAGGCUUCGACUGGUUCUUAGCCACGGUUUUCUUGAUCUGUAGUGGUGACCUCGACAAGGCAAAGACAUUUGUAAACCAGAUCCUACAUUUUCCAUCAGUGAUGUUUAUGUGGCCAGCAUUGGAAAAAGUCAUGGAUGGUGAUGACAAAGAGGAAUCUUAUACAAGGCUUUUAUUUGCACAUUUACUUGAAUCAAUAAUUAGCCUGGAAUUUCCCACAGUGAAAUUCGCGUUGAAAUGGGAAUGUGGUAUGGACUGGUGGAUGAUAUGUGAUAGACUGUUGACGCAAUGCUUUAUGGGAAUUCUUCCUUGGAGCGAAAUCGUGCACUACUUUGCCAUAAGCAUAUUGUAUUCACCGGAUUACAUAUUAUACUAUUGCGUUUCAUUAUUGAGUCACUGUGAGAGUGACAUAGUGAGCCAUGUGACGAAAGGAAGCAUGUGGCCGGAAAAUAUGGUUCUUGAAGAUUAUCGCUGUCACAGCCAAAUUGGAUUAAUGGAUCGACUGGGAAAAAGGUACGGAGGCAAAGUUCUCCUAUCAUUAACUCAGCGCAAACUCAGCUUCUCUGACGUUGAUUUCACAGAUUAA
This is a messenger RNA of Copidosoma floridanum, 3531 nucleotides long. Its product is annotated as protein broad-minded. The record is from RefSeq and is a predicted model, not a curated record. NCBI's taxonomy places the organism in Eukaryota, Metazoa, Arthropoda, Insecta, Hymenoptera, Encyrtidae.